AUGGAGCGUGCUUGGAAAUGUGCCACUACAAAAACACAAGAUCACUACACUUGCAAAGCAAACGAAAUAAUCGCAAGCGUCAUUAAGACGGUAGCUCCAGAUUCCGCUCCGCAAUUGUGGGAAGCAGUGAGGACAAAGGGCAAAGUAAGCCAGUUCCUUCAAAUGCCAAGACCUGACAAUGGCCUGGUGCAAGCAAUAGUAGAAUCGUAUAAGCUAGCGGAAAAGGCAGAGACAAGGCGACAACUUCUCAGCAUUUGUGCCAUUAAAGUAACGUAUUCAGAGCUUACUGCACACAUUCCUAAGCUAACAAGAUACGAGUUCACUGCGGCAAGACGGUACGCACUUGAAGUUGGAGCAGGACUCCCUGUUUUAGCACCUUCCGUGAAACAAACAAGAGAAAGGGUGGAUCCUACAAAGCUAGAACACUUCCUUGACUUCAUAACGUCCUCCAAUAUAGUCCAAGAUCUUCCCUUUGGUAGGAGAACUCUUACGUUAAGCAGUGGUGAGAAGAUCGAUAUCCCUAAUGUCAUACGAACGAUGCUGCCUUCCCAUCUCAUCAGACAAUACAACCAGUACUGCAGCGAAGAAGACUUCAUUCCACUUUCUACCCGCACCCUCUUUCGUAUCUUGUCUGAGGCUUGCGUGGCCUCAGUGAGAAAGAGUUUACAGGGCUUAGAUAGCUAUGCAGCGGAGGGCAGGCGUGGUUUUGAUGACCUGAUUUUCCUCCUGGAUACAUUGAUGCAGUAUGGUGCUAACGAUCCUGAAAUACACAAGCUAAAUUAG
Paramuricea clavata is the source of this 783-nucleotide messenger RNA. The record is from the annotation of a GenBank genome assembly. NCBI's taxonomy places the organism in Eukaryota, Metazoa, Cnidaria, Anthozoa, Malacalcyonacea, Plexauridae.